AAAUGACUAAAUCAUAAUGUUUCAUGGUGAAACAGGAAUCAGCGUUGUGCUGCUUUCUUAUUGUUUAUGUUGUCGUAAUACUCAGAGGUCUUACUGUCCGUGUAAAUAUAGCAAAUGGUAGCUCACUCAGUGCCCAAAUAGAGUAUGGUGGACUGGGAAGCUCUUAGGCCAGAACAAAAGAAAACACCUCUCUUGUGAACGAUAAUGGUACUAGGGGAGAAAUGGCAACUAUUGGCAAUUGGUAGAAUAUAAUUUUCUCUGACGUCUUUGGGAACCGGUGCGGUAACAGAACUUAUAGCAAAGAAUUUUCAGUGAUUAAUAAUAUGUCACCGAAAUUAUGUUUUAACAUACUACAUAGCUGUCUGACGACUCUUUAAGGAAUGGAAAUAACUGUCGAUAAAUUAGCUAGAAACCUGAUUUUUUUUUUUUUUCUUAUCAAAAUACCUGCAGAGAUUUAGUUUGGUCACUCUCUUUUUUCCUUUGGACGUGCCUUUUGUUUGCAGGUUUCUUGACACAAACGCGCACAAUUUAUGGUUACCUGAUGUGAGCAGUAUAAGAGCGCAUGAGGAAAUGAAUCAAGAUCAGGCUGCCAACAUAUGCAUAAUAUGUUGUGUCAUUGCUUGAGGUAACAACUUAUUUGAUAGUUUGGGGUGCUGAAUGAAGCAUAUCCAAGUUAUGCCCCAAUUCUGUUACAGUCAGGAAGCCUUUCCUAUGGUUUUUCUCAUGCUAAGCAACAGGAUACAUCGUAUGAAAUUGAGCUAUUGUCUUGUCACUUGGGUUAUGCCCAAAGUGGGCCUAAUACUAACUUGUAUGAUGUUGAUAUCUGUUGAUAUCUUAUUACUGAGUUAUGCAAGUAGCUAGAACUCUGCUCAAGUUAGGAAAGACUCUGACGUAACGGGUAGCAGUUCCGGAGUUUCUAAGGUCUUACUUGUAACAUCUCUGUGUUCGGUUUUGAGAGGUGAAAGUAUAAAAUUCUAGUCAUCUUGAAAGAUACAAAACAAUUCAAUCAUCCUUUCUUUAGUUACAUUAGAAAGAGAGUCAUCCCUGUCUUCAGAAGGUCAAGAACUGUUGAGGUUUGCAUUUGUCAUUCUGAUAGAAUAUCAUGAUUUAUAGCAACAGACUGGGCCACUGCCCUGGAAUGUUUAGUCCAAUUUCUUUUUGUCGUUUUCCUGGUCAGUCGCCACGAGGUAAGGAAGAAAGGUUAUAGCAUCAAACCUCAGCACCUGGAGAUACUUUGAGGUUGUGCGUUAGCUUAGUUUGCAAGUGAUAAUUGGUUUGUUUCAUUUUAAUUCUGUUUGCCAUAUGGUAUAGCUAUGGACAGAGUUGGCGAGUCUGUGCUCUUGAGAGUCCCUGGAUGAGAUGGAAAGGCUAUCCUGAGGAACAGAACUUCAGAAAGCAGUGUGAGAAGAAAGCAAGCAGCAUGAGAUGAGAGUGGGCCAUCUAUCUGAAAGGAAGAGGGAAAGGCUUGGUGGAUGGGGAAGUGAGGAUUUAGAAAAGAGGAAGGCUUGUUCUUGGCACUACCCAAGAUACCUCAUAAACUUGAACAGGGCCAUGGGGGACGCGGUCCCACCGCAGGAGACUCUGCUCAGGACAGCUCGUUGCCAGCUGUUCAAAUUCAUCAUGAGGAAUGAAGCAAGAAGACUGAGAACUUUUUGGCAAUGGCCAGAUAGCUCACCUGUGUCUGCCCACGAUUUGGCCAAGGCUGGUUUUUUCUUUGUGGGUCCUGGAGAUGAAGUGCAGUGCUUCUGCUGUGGUGGCAUCCUGAAGGAUUGGGCACCUGGUGAUUGCCCUGUAGUAGAGCACCUGAAGUUCUUCCCUUCCUGUAAAUUCAUUUGUGGUGAGGAUAUUGGGAGCCAACAGGUGUUUCCUCUUGAGGAAAUAUUUGACUGUGUGGAUGGGCAGCUCCUCAGUCUCUUGCAGAGGAUAGACAGUGAGGACAUAGCCCUUCCCAAUCAACCGGAAUAUCCAGAGAUGGGAACAGAGGAGAUGAGACUAUCUACUUUUCAGAGCUGGCCACAAUAUACGGAGGUGCAUCCUGAGCAACUGGCUAGAGCAGGAUUCUUUUACACAGGACGAGGCGAUAUGGUGAGGUGUUUUUACUGUGAUGGAAGUGUGAGGAACUGGGAGUUUGGAGAUGACCCUUGGAGAGAACAUGCAAAAUGGUAUCCAAGAUGUGAAUUUUUGUUGCAAUCAAGGGGAAGAGAAUUUGUUAGCGGUGUUCAGGAGUCCUUUUUCAGCACUCUGGUAUCUCCAAGAGACUCUUGGCACCAGGCUCACCAAGAUUCUUCUGCUUCCCAAGACCCUGUUCAGAGAGAGACUGAAACAUCGUGUUCAGGAGAAGAAAGGCAACUUGCGCAGCAAAAGGAAUCAGACAAGUCUCCACUGAGCACAGAAGAGCAACUCAGACGCCUGCAAGCGGAGAGGAUGUGCAAAGUGUGCAUGGACAGAGAUGUAUCUGUUGUCUUUGUUCCUUGUGGUCACUUGGUAGCAUGUGCAGAAUGUGCCCCCAACUUGAGUCUGUGUCCUAUCUGCAGAGCGGUCAUUCGGGGAAGUGUGAGGACUUUCAUGUCCUGAAGCAUGAGGUACUUAAGGGGAAAGAUAGGUCUAUAAAACCCACUCCUAACACAGCAGAUGAACAAAAUAAGUAAAUAACUCAACUGAUGCUGAAGCAAACAUAUUUGCAGGGUAGCUUGGCCUAAAUGAAGGCAUUCACCAGAUUUGAAUGUGUUCCUAUGCACAGCGCCUACAAUAAGAGUUGCUGAUAUGCUGUACUCUACUGACCUUGCUGGAAGACUGCUCCUGGAAAACGCUGUUAAGUUUCUUUUACCCACCAAAAGGGACAGACUUCUGUUGAAAGAGAUUCUCCUCCUCCAAAGUCUUGCAUAUUCAAACGAAUCUUAGUUCUGUGUUGAAAUCGAGGGCUGUUUUUAGUGGCCUGUCUCUGAUUCUUUUUCUUCUAUUUAGUAGUUGCUUAGAGAUGAUGGAAAAUAAUUUUGUCCUUCUUGGGUUGAUAUCUUCCCUCAAUAAGUCUAAAAAUCAGACUGUUUUUAUAACAAACACAUUCCUCAGACUAAAAUACCUAGCAGCAUGUAUUGUGGGGAAACAGGGAGAGUCUAGUGGGUUUUUCCUUUGCUCUGAGCCCUGCUUUGAGGGGGAAGAGGAUUGAACAAAUGAAACCAUAAAUGGGGAGUUGUCUUGUUGAACUGUCAACAACUGAGGAAUGUUUCAGUAAUAUCCACAUCCACAUAAUUAAGUGAAAACCCUUAUCUGUUUGUAGAUUCUUCAAUCUCUAUUGUCAGCUGAUGACCUUCCUCACUAGACAGAAGGUGACAGACUCUUUGAUCUGGGUUACUGGAUGAUCUCCUGGAAGCUUCUUUGUAAAGCCUCUUCCCUGGCUAUUACAGGCUACCCUUCUGCUAGAAGAUAGCUAUGGAAACUUACCUUUUUUAGGACUUCUAUUUGCUGGCUAAACUGAUGAUUUUUAGUUCACAUAUGG
Messenger RNA from Struthio camelus australis, 3496 nucleotides. RefSeq names its product baculoviral IAP repeat containing 7 (gene BIRC7). Gene Ontology annotation, cellular component: nucleus; cytoplasm. NCBI's taxonomy places the organism in Eukaryota, Metazoa, Chordata, Aves, Struthioniformes, Struthionidae. Gene Ontology annotation, biological process: negative regulation of apoptotic process; regulation of cell cycle; positive regulation of protein ubiquitination. Gene Ontology annotation, molecular function: ubiquitin protein ligase activity; cysteine-type endopeptidase inhibitor activity involved in apoptotic process. The record is from RefSeq and is a predicted model, not a curated record.